GGUGGAGAGUGAGUGUUAUCUUCGUUCUGCUCUGAGCUGUUCUCUGUUCGGUGGCUGCUGCUGCGGCGGUGCCGGUUCCUUUCAGGCAGCUGACAGACAGUCGGAGAAAGUGAGGCACAUACUGGACACACGGAGCCACCCGAGAGCGCCGCGGCGGAAUAUGACGGUUCCGAGCGGCCCUGCUGCAGCCGCCGCCGCCGCCGCUCUUCGCAGCCACUUCCUCAGACUCUGCGCUUCUUGUUAGCGGGGCCUCCCUCCCUGUCCCUCUCUCCCUCUUCCCUCCCCAUCUCCUUCUAUCCCCCUCUCCUUUCUCCCCUCCGAGCCCCUACCCGGUCCCCUCCAACGUUGCGCCGCCGCCGCCACACUGCCGCCAAAUGACACCCACCCCGCAGCAGAUCAAGGACCAGCUGCUCCAGGCCAUAGACAAGGAUGCCAAUAUCCGUAACAUGGUGGCAGUGCUGGAGGUAAUCUCCAGUUUGGAGAAGUAUCCCAUUACCAAAGAGGCCCUUGAGGAAACGAGGCUCGGGAAGCUCAUCAAUGAUGUUCGGAAGAAAACAAAGAAUGAGGAACUUGCAAAACGCGCCAAAAAACUUCUGCGGAGUUGGCAAAAGUUGCUGGUCGAGCCAGUUGGCCAAAUUGAGUCUGUACCCAGGGCGUUGCCUACUUCCCCUGGCUCAGCCAAUGGUGGAGCUCAUGCCUUUAAGCUUGAUUUGCCAUCUCUGGCCACCAGCACUGGAGCUGGAGGAGGCAAGCCCGCCCUGGAUCUGAAAAGCAAGAAUGACGUGCAUAACUCCUUCUCUCUGCUUGCUGACAAGCAGGGCAAUCGGAAGAGGAAAGGAGAGCUUCGGGACGGUACAAAAGGGCCGCCGUCCAAAGUCCCAAAAGCUAAUGAACAGCUGCAGAACUCCACACCACCACCUUCCAACGGAAUCCGUGGCAGUCCUGAAAAUUUCCCAAGUCCUCCAGACAUGACAUCCACAACUAUACACACCAUCCCAGGCAAAAGCAAACCAGAGCACCAGACCCCAUAUGAAAAUGAUAAACACAGCAAGAUACCAGUUAAUGCUGUGAAACCUCAUACCAGUUCUCCAGGACUUGUAAGAAACCCAAGCACUUCCUCAUUACUAAAGACGGCUAUUCUUCAGCAACAUGGCAAAACAGAUGACACUGGCGUGCGUUAUCGACCCAGUAGUCCCCGAUGUCAAUCAUUCAGCCCAAGAACUCUUAAGCAUGAAACAACAUGGAAACCCUCCAUGACAUAUGCACCCAAAGGCUCCGUAUCUAGCCCAUCUCAGAGCUUUACAGGAACACCUGCUCAAGAAAUUUCUGAUUCAGAAAAGACAUCUCACUUACCUAAGAACAAUGUACAGGUACCAUCCCCUGUGCCUGCAUUGCAGCUAGCCACAACAUCACCUCAACCAACCCAAGCAAAAGGCUUGCAUCCACCCGAGACUGAACACCAGUUCGAUCGGUUGGAACACGUAUCUAAUUUAGAGACUGUUGGUGAAAACCAAGUGCAGCACCAUUCUUCAACAACACUACAGCAGCAGGACUCCCCAUAUCCUCCCCUCAGCCCCAAUUCAUCAGUUUCACAUCUUGGAGAAUCCUUACACAGUCAUGAGUUGGAUGCAGCAAUGGGAGAGUUGUCCUCCAGUGAGUGUGCCUCUUUUGGCUGCGAUAGUAAAAAGUCAUCUAAGAAAAAGUACAGGUCUAGAGACUAUCAAGUGAACUUAGACGGACAAGUUAUUGAUGAAAGUGUGAAACCUGUACGAUUGAAAGAGCGUAGAAUUACAUUUGAUCCUGCUACAGGGCAGAUCAAACCUUUAACACACAAGGAUUCAUCUCAGGCUGAAAGCCCAGUUCCACCUGAGCCUCAUCGAACCACUGAAAUUGUACAGGAACAGAGGGUAAACUUGCAAAGUACUUUAGAUCAAACAAACUGGAAGGAGUUAUCCAAAAAUGAAAUUAUUCAGUCAUACUUAUCACGGCAAAGCUGCCUUCUUUCAUCCUCGGGAGUCCAGCCACCAGGCGGUCAUAUUGUUGAGUUUCUACAGCAUGAAAGCCACAGGUAUAGCACUAGCACAGAAGUCCGUGAGGUCCAUAUAUUAGUCCCUACUGACUCUCCCUCAGAACUUCCUGGGGUCACUAGGGAGAUCAGAGACUCUGAUGUUCACCGAAUACACCAAGAACAUUGGGCAGGUGUGAACGGUUGCAUGGACAACCACGGCAAAUGGUAUGAUUGGACGCAGGGCAUAUCUUUGGACCCUCAUGGUGAUCAGGGACAAUUGCACAUACUGCCAUACGUCUGUUUAGACUGAGUGAUAAUGUCCUUUUGGUGUGCUUUGAGGUUUAAAGUCAGCUGACAGCAAACAAGUGGCUCCCACUUACUGGAAAUGAUCAAAAGCCUCUGAGAUGCAGGUUAAGGUUUGAAGGUUCUGUUUCUCAGCCUAUCUGUGUAGGUCCCCACCCAAACCCCUCUCUUCUGCAGUUUGCUGCUAUCAGUGUUUCAAUCAAAAUUGCAAAGGAGGGAAAGGAGAACAAAAAAAGGUUCCGUGGGAAAUAAAAGUGAGGGGUGCUUGAUUAUGUCACAUAAGCAACUCGCCACACAGAUUACAGGUCAUAACCGGGGGUCAUCAAGCCUGGCAUAGAGCGGUUUGUCAGUGGGAGAGAAUCGAGGCUUAUUAAAGGAUCCAGCACUUUACAGUCAGCUGGAUAUGGUCUUAGGGCAGGUACAGGAGCUUUAUGUGGCAUCAAAACAAAAUGAAUAAUGUUACUUCAAAAAGUAUGCAUCUAUUUAUUUGAUUUGAUUUCUUUUUUUUAAAAAAAACUUUAAUUUGGCAAUGAGAUAUGUGAGACAAAUGUGCAAAAACUGUAGAUCUCUCUCUUAUUUACAUCACACAUCUCUUAUUCUUUGGGACAUAAUUUUAAAAUAAGAAAUCAUGACAGGCUGUGAACAUUUGCACAGCACAAUGUCAUACCAAACAUUCCAUAGGUCUUCACAUGUUGGGAGUUACUGUCAUCUUCUACUUAAACAGGAGAUAAAACCCUUGGGUAUUCAUAAUCUAGGUUGAAAACUGUUUAAAAAGCUGUUUUAGGAAGUCAAAGAUUUGGGUUGUGCUUUUUUUUUCUUUUCCUGCCACCGGUCAAAAUUCAAACUUUAACUUGAUAAUUUUGUUCUUUGCUUUGCUCUCUUGCUUGAUCUCCACAUUCGUUCUCACUUCUCAAAAUCCCAAAGUGGAAAAAAAAAGAGGGUGCUACUAGUUUGCAACUUUGUACUGUGAGAAGUUGAUUUAAAAAAAAUUCAAAAAAAUUUCAAAAGGAAUCUGUUUGUAUGCUGGAGAUAUACUUGUUACCAUUCCUUUAGAUAUUGUUUGCCUUAUGGAAUCCAUCAUUACCACAACCGCAAAAACAAGAAGCCUUAGUGAAUGUACAGAAAUUAGACUUCUGUGUUUCUCACAAUGCAGAAGGAAUGACUUUGCUAUUUGGUCCUUUUAAGUGGACACGUUGUGAUAUAA
Messenger RNA from Hemiscyllium ocellatum (epaulette shark), 3515 nucleotides. RefSeq names its product cofactor required for Sp1 transcriptional activation, subunit 7 (gene crsp7). Gene Ontology annotation, biological process: regulation of transcription by RNA polymerase II; positive regulation of gene expression. Gene Ontology annotation, cellular component: mediator complex; nucleus; core mediator complex. The record is from RefSeq and is a predicted model, not a curated record. NCBI's taxonomy places the organism in Eukaryota, Metazoa, Chordata, Chondrichthyes, Orectolobiformes, Hemiscylliidae. Gene Ontology annotation, molecular function: transcription coregulator activity. Bases 375 to 2318 code for a protein of 647 amino acids. The transcript has 3 exons.